AUGAAGCCCAGGAUAUCACCUUACGGGGGACAUCUGUUCAAUCCGCCACCUACGCUCGCGGGGAAAGCAGCUGGUCGCCGUUAUGUCAUCUCAUCUUCCUCACCCUCUUCCUCCGCAUCUUCUCCGCCCAAACAGCGUCUCUGGCUUCGACUGGCCGUCGUGACCGCGACAGCGGCAGGAAUUGGGGCAUAUAUCAGAUCGCAAAGGGGUCCAGAAUCUGCGACCCUGAAUCCAGUCACUUUCACCAAAUACCGCCUAGUUGCAAGGGAACCGGUAUCGUCGAAUGGCAGCAUCUUCACUCUGAAGCCAGCCCACCCAGAAGACAAUUGCGAGGUGUACGAGGAAGCAUGGAAGACUGGGGUAUGGAGUGUCAUGUUCAAGCAACCGCAAUUGCAGAUUGGAAGAGAUUAUACACCCCUCCCGCCAUCAUCACCGGACAGCGAGGAGGAUGGCUCCCUCCGGUUCUUCAUCCGCAAGGACCCCUUUGGUGAAGUCUCGCGGUAUCUGCAUGCGCUUGAUUUGGGAUCCUCCAUUGAGGUCCGUGGGCCACGGAUUGAGUGCGAGAUUCCUGCGGACACUCGGCAGAUUCUGUUCAUUGCCGGUGGGACGGGAAUCGCUCCUGCUCUGCAAGCCGGAUACACCCUUCUCCACCGGAAAGACCUAGCCCAAAAACCUCACAUACACAUCUUGUGGGCGAAUCGAAGACGCGAUGACUGUCUUGGGGGUGUCAGUGAUACUUUACCAACGGAUGAGACACAACGGAGGUCCUGGUUUUCUGGUCUGUUCGGAUCUUCCAAACCCAGCCCUCCACCCGUAGAUUUGCCACGCAUUCCUGCUGCAACUUCGCUCAUGGUCCGGGAGCUUGAGGCCCUUAAAGCCCAAUAUCCGGGGCAGAUUACUGUGAACUACUUUAUUGACGAGGAGAAUUCGUUUAUUGGGGGAAAAAUCAUCUCAAGUUUCACUGACUCUGCCCCAUCGAAGGGUUCUCCAGGAGGCAAAAUAAUUCUUGUGUCAGGGCCAGAAGGAUUUAUUAGCUACAUGGCAGGACCAAAGCUCUGGGCACAAGGAAUGGAACUACAGGGGCCUCUUCAAGGAGUUAUCAAAGCACUUGAGUUGAAAGAUUGGGCGGUAUGGAAGCUUUGA
Aspergillus clavatus NRRL 1 is the source of this 1143-nucleotide messenger RNA. Its product is annotated as cytochrome b5 reductase family protein. The coding region runs from base 1 to 1143 and encodes 380 amino acids. Gene Ontology annotation, molecular function: oxidoreductase activity. The transcript has a single exon. The record is from RefSeq and is a predicted model, not a curated record. NCBI's taxonomy places the organism in Eukaryota, Fungi, Ascomycota, Eurotiomycetes, Eurotiales, Aspergillaceae.